Cylas formicarius (sweet potato weevil) is the source of this 1228-nucleotide messenger RNA. Its product is annotated as zinc finger C4H2 domain-containing protein. The transcript has 5 exons. The record is from RefSeq and is a predicted model, not a curated record. The coding region runs from base 101 to 898 and encodes 265 amino acids. NCBI's taxonomy places the organism in Eukaryota, Metazoa, Arthropoda, Insecta, Coleoptera, Brentidae. Gene Ontology annotation, cellular component: nucleus. Gene Ontology annotation, biological process: positive regulation of neuron differentiation.
UCUAAGGCAAUAGAAGUAAGAGAGGGAGACGCUCGAAUUUGACAGUUUAUCUGUGCUUGUGUGUUGUUUGUUUGUUGAAUAUUUUACAAAAUUUUACAAGAUGACCGCGACGGAUGAAAGGGCGGUUUUCGCGAAACUCGAGGCGGUUAAAGAAAUCAGGGCGAAAACGAUACAGUUGGAGAAACUGAAAGCGCGGCUGAUCUGCGAGGUGGAGUCUCAGGAUCAGGAGGAAAAAUCGCUGUCUGAGUACAAGCAGGAGAUGGACUUGCUCUUGCAGGAGAAGAUGUCGCACGUCGAGGAGCUCAGGCAGAUUCACGCCGACAUCAAUUCAAUGGAAACCGUCAUAAAACAAGCGGAGGAGAGCAGGUCGAGGUCGAUGAACGCAGCGCUGAGACUGCACGAAGAGUACUUACCGUUAAAGAGCGAGAUAGACCGCCUGCGGCGUGAGUGUCUGGGUCUGGAACGUCUGCCCGAUCUCCACGAGGAAGAGGGCACCGUGAUAACUCCAGAGAAAUUUUCUCAGCUGUACAACUCGACCAAGAACCAAUCGACAGGUUUCUCCAAGACUGCAGACUGGACGAGGCCGUUGACUUCCUCGGACGGUUCCCUGGGCUCGUUGGCGCCGCCGUUGCCGCCCACGUUCCUGCCGCCCCCCAAUCCGCUCCGACUCGUCGCCAACAAACCAGAAUCGGGGAGGUCGGGAGGGAUGACGCCCUCGCAUCCGGGGCCACCGGCGCCCACUUUCAGGUCCGAUCUCGGUUUGAGGCAGCAACCGCCCCCCAUGAAGUCGUGUCUCAGUUGCCACCAGCAAAUCCAUCGCAACGCACCGAUAUGCCCGCUAUGCAAGGCCAAGUCGAGGUCCCGAAACCCGAAGAAGCCGAAGAAGAAGGACCAUUGAUGUCCGGCCUCGAAGGGAUAAAAAAAACUACCAGGGUUCACUUUUUGACAGCCAACGCCUGUCGGGACGCGGACCAAUGAAUCCUUCCAAGUUCGAAAGUCAACAUGGCCGCUAGCAGUUCUUCAAAGUUUAAUUUUCGGGAAAAAAAAAUGAAACCCUUUUUUUUAUGUGGUACAUGUGUGUGGUCCUUUUUUUGGAUUUUUAAAAUGUCCUGGCCAAUAUGGCAGGCGCUUUUUUCGUAUUUUAACCAUAUUUAUAUAUAACCCUAUACCGAGUGUUCGUGUUUUAUGUGUAGGUUAAGCGACGAAUAUAUGUUUAAACCAAUAAUAA